AUGAAUGGAGUGGGCCGUCCCACUGAGGAAACAUGCGGCGCUCUCGUUCCGCCCCCGCCUCCCAGCUGCUGCGCCGCAGCAUGUCAACUCUGCAACGCCGCACAUAAGAAUCGCCCAAUUCCCGCCAUCUUCGCGCUGCACAAUUGCAGACGGGACGUGAACCUGCUUCAAGAGACAGCCAUGGGCAAACCGACGGACAUCCCCCCGACUUUCCCAGACACUGCGUACUCCGGCCUCGACCGUGCUGACUCCCUGCCGCCGCCUUAUUCAGAACAUGAUCAGACACGCCCCCAGCAGGCCCCGCGAUAUGACAUCGUCAGCGGUUCGUCUGUGGGCGGUUCGACAAGCCUACAAAGUGCAACGAUUCGAUUCCCUCCUACAAUGAAUGGCUACUUCUCUUGGAAGUCCACCACGACGUUUCACAUGGGCCCGACCGCCGACGAGAAGCUCUUCGCCGUGUCCAUGCCGACGGGCUUCUUCAACAACAAACCCUCCAUCGUACUAUACAACGGCCCGACCAACAAGCAUCCGAUUCUCGCGACCUCGCGCAUUGACAAAUGGGGUCGCACGAGGCCCAUCGAAAUUGUCCUGCACCCGCGGCCUGGCCACCCAAGGGAAGCGGAAACGACUAGCCAGAUGUUCCCCUCGGCCCCUAACCAUCAUUCCGCCGCUUUUACCUUCGAAGUCGCCACGGGUAAUAAAGGCACGGAAUGCGAGCACUUUGAAUGGCGGUUCAGUCAUGGCAACGAGAUCAAACAACUGGCGUCCGGCCACUCGUCCGGCUGGAAAUUGGUGCGGCUGUCUGGGCCAGUCCACGGGGAAGGCGGCAAGAGAAAGGAGCGUGAUCUGGGGGUCUCUAGUGAUGGACUCGAGAUCGUGGCCCUUCUCGCGCACAAUAUGUCGAUGAGCAUGACCAAAGGGUUCCUCUUCGCAUUUAUGGGAUCCGGACUCACCGGCACCCUGGGCGAGGAUUGGGAGGUGACCACCGUAGUGACGGCCCUGCAGCUGUGGUUUUUCGAUGUCUGCCAUGCGACGCCAGUAGGGAAUGUCGCCCCCACCGACAGAGCCGCAUCUACCUAG
Messenger RNA from Penicillium argentinense, 1080 nucleotides. RefSeq lists its product as uncharacterized. The transcript has a single exon. NCBI's taxonomy places the organism in Eukaryota, Fungi, Ascomycota, Eurotiomycetes, Eurotiales, Aspergillaceae. The record is from RefSeq and is a predicted model, not a curated record. Bases 1 to 1080 code for a protein of 359 amino acids.